CAAAUUCCGAACCAAUCAAUCACGAUCGGGGAGCUGCAUUAUAUAAAGUCAAACAUUCCGCGGAAUCAAAGGUGGAGAAAUACUCUCCUGUAGCUCCCCAAUUCAUUUACAAUCGAGGAUCGUAGAGUGACGAGAGAAGGUCUCAUGGAUCCAGGACAGAACCGGAUGGAAGGUGCUGAAGGUGGGGUAGCUCGGCUCCGCAAAAGGCUUUCUUGAUCUACCCGGCGAAAUCAGGAACAUGGCCUAUGCGCUCGUUAUCCUGGAGGGAUGUUUCGCUCUGCCUGCAGACGUCGAAUGCAGCUCCGCCAGCACGAACAACGAUGACGGAUGCGAAAAUCAGAAUUUCGAUAUCGAUUGGGCUGAGCAGUUCACCCACCACCGCCAUCUAAACGAGAUCGCCAUCGACCAGGCCGGACGUCUCCAUACUAACAUCCCGCCGUUGAGCCUAACGUGCAACGCAAUCUUCCAAGAGAUGCACCCGCGCUUCCCUCAAGAAUUCGUCGUUCAUGUUACUCACAACAACAUCCGUCCCUUCUUCGAUCGGCGAGGGAUCUUCCACGAUAUCGAGCGACUAUCCGGUGUGAAGUUCACCGAGUGGAACACGACGGUUGUGCUUCACGGGGUCUCGAAAGCAACAGGUAGAGCAGAUGCGCCCGAUAUCAGGCUCUCCAAUCUCAAAUGGUGGUUCACGAGGUGCUGGGUUGACGGCUACCCGGCGUUCGAUGCGGAGUUGUACUACGUAUGGAAUCCAACGCCCUUGUCGCCCGGGGGCACGAACUGGGGCCAUCCAGACCCCCAUCCCACAGAGCACAACCCCGCAGUAUUCCAGCGAAAGUGCAUCGAUCUCCUCCGAUAUCUAAAGAUGCUUCACGAGACCAAUAUCGAACUAUGGCUUGAAUGGACGCUCGAGCUCAUCCAACAGUGGAAUCGCAUCAAUGAUCAACGCGAAAUCAUCACCUCGGCCGGCGCAACGGGGAAGCCAAUGGUUAUCGACUACGCCGAAACCGUUGGGUUGAUGUUCGAUGCCAUAAUAGGUAUCUGCAACACGGUAUACCGCCCGCACCUCGAUCUUAGGGAUCGAAACAUCAUAUCCCUGGGAAACUCGAUUCAUAUGUUGCUAGAAGCGGCUGUACAGGCGGCUUUUGGUGAUGCAUUCCUGGCUUCGAAGAGGAGCCAAUUCUUGUCGUCGCUUCCCACUGCCGGGCGGAGGCGCGCUGGUUGA
Molecule: messenger RNA, 1222 nt
Organism: Trematosphaeria pertusa
Lineage: Eukaryota; Fungi; Ascomycota; Dothideomycetes; Pleosporales; Trematosphaeriaceae
Exons: 3
Coding region: 239-1222 (327 amino acids)
Source: RefSeq, a predicted model, not a curated record